GUCAUUACUUUGCGACAAAUUCGCUUGUCAUUGAGGCAAGAUGGCGUCGCCAGCAGAUGCGCCAGACAGAGAGCUGGAUGAAUUAUUGGACAAUGCUCUUAAUGACUUUGACAAGACUAAUGUGCCACCAGCGGCCCCUGAAGCCCAAGAUGCCCCUGAUACAGGAGCAAAAACUGAAGAGAAGCCACCUCUGCUGGAGGACAGUAAGUUCUUCGAGUCUCUGUUUGACGGGGAGAUGGCCAAUCAGGCGCGGGAUGAAUGGGAAAAAGCAAUGAGCGAGCUGGCUCAGGAGGAGCCUGAGCUUAUAGAACAUUUUCAGAAGCUGUCCGAGGCUGCAGGCAAAGUGGGCUCAGAUGUAGCUUCUCAGCAAGAAUUCACCUCCUGUCUUAAAGGCACCCUUAGUGGUUUGGCAAAAAAUGCUGACAACCUGCAGACUGCAGGAUUGGCUGGAGAAGACUUAGUUAAGACCUUGGAGAACCUGGGAUUGAACGAAAAUGGGGAGGGAGCAGAGGAUGGCAACAUUCUCCCUAUCAUGCAGUCUAUUAUGCAAAAUCUCUUGUCCAAAGAAGUUCUGUACCCUUCUCUUAAAGAGAUCACGGAGAAGUAUCCUGAAUGGCUGGAGAGCAACAGGCAGUCCAUCCCUCCAGACCAGUUUAUGCGGUAUGAGCAACAGUACAAGAUAAUGGGAGAGAUAUGCACCCAGUUUGAGAAAGAUGGAGAAAGAGAGAGCACCUUUGAAAACAUUCUGGAACUUAUGCAGAAGCUGCAAGAUUUGGGUCAACCUCCGAAAGAGCUGGCUGGAGAGGCACCUCCUGGCCUGAACUUUGACCCCGAAUCUCUGCAUCUUCCCGGAGCACAAGGUGUCCCAGGAGCAGAGCAGUGCUCAAUCAUGUGAUCUCAGUGAGGUCAAAUCACAACACGUUUAACAAUGACACAGAUUGGAACGAAUUAGGAGAUCCGGAGUUGGACACAAUUGAUCAUGCUCCCCUUUUAAAGGAGUUAUUUUGUGUCGGCGCUGAAACCGUGAACGGUCACUACAUGCAUUUUACUUUGUAGUUCUUGUCCACAGACUUUCCUUUGAUUUUUCAAGCCUAAUUCAAGUAACUCAUUGUAAUUCACAUUUGAAUGAAGUUUGAUGUCAUGUGGGCUGACAGCUUGGUAGGGGUCAUUGGAAUUUUGUAAGUCUCGUAGAUUUACAUUCGAACACAUUUGACAAGUAGUUUCGUCAUUUGUGUUGCGAACCAUUAGAGACAAAUUAGUGGAGCAGGAUGUGGAUGAGUGUACAAUAAAUUAAGAUGAUAUAUUUUUUAAGUCUCAAAAAGCAGCUAAUGUAAGGUUUUCAGGUGUGCAAAUUCAGCUAACCUAAGGUUCAGUAUUGAUUUUAACAACAGUGUAGCUGUUUAUGUGUCCAUCUGCCUUCAUACUGUAGUGUCAUAAGGAUUACAUGAUUUGACAUAAUCAGUGACCAAAAUUGAUCACUGAAAUCCCAAAUUCUCAAAUAACUAGCUGCAGAUACUCCAGAAGAUGCUGUUGUAUAAUAUAUCCCAGUGUACCAUUCUGAUUCCUCUAGAUGGCAUUUGUGAUUUGAGUAGAAUAACUCACUUUCCUUGUGUCUUUUUAAAGUCUGCAUAUCAUCAGGUAGAUCAGCAGUAGACAUAUGUAUUUUUGAAUAACCAUGCAGACACGAUUCGUUCCUAGUCAUUCCUAUGUUGGUUCCUCUGUGAUAUAUUGUGCUACGGUCGACCUUAAGAAGAUUGUUUCAGUGAUGCUGAAAUACAAAUGACGUUAAAUCCAUGGAAACUUCAAAAGUACAGAGAGGAAUUUAAAGCUAUUUACUUUUAAGAG
Messenger RNA from Triplophysa rosa, 1845 nucleotides. RefSeq names its product peroxisomal biogenesis factor 19 (gene pex19). The transcript has 8 exons. The coding region runs from base 41 to 895 and encodes 284 amino acids. The record is from RefSeq and is a predicted model, not a curated record. Gene Ontology annotation, biological process: protein import into peroxisome membrane. Gene Ontology annotation, cellular component: peroxisome; peroxisomal membrane. Lineage: Eukaryota; Metazoa; Chordata; Actinopteri; Cypriniformes; Nemacheilidae.